CAGAAACCGGACGCUGUUGGUACAUUAGCUGCAGAAAAAAAUGUCAUAGUUGAGCCGAAUGAAUGGAUGCUGUGAGGUGCCUUUGCUCACAUCUGUCCAAAAUGACAUGAAGCUCUGAGCUUCCAUCGCUCAGCUCCGCCGAUUGUCGCCUCCGCUAGUCAGGGCACCAUGGCAACGAGGAUGAAGCUAAAGCUGAAGACUGUAUUUUUGCUCUACUUCAUGGUCUCGCUCCUGGGCCUCAUCUAUGCACUGAUGCAGCUCGGCCAGCGCUGUGACUGUACAGAACAUGACUUCCCUAAAGACCGCACCAUAUCUCGGCUGCGUGGGGAACUACACCGUCUUCAGGAGGAGAUGAGGAAGUUUGAAGUAACAAAGCAACCUCAGAAGCAGCCAGCCAAACCGUCCCUGCCCACCAUCUUUGUUAUCACGCCGACAUAUGCAAGGCUGGUGCAGAAGGCCGAGCUGACUCGUAUGUCCCAGACUUUUCUCCAUGUCCCUCGACUCCACUGGAUCUUGGUGGAGGACUCGCCACACAAGACGCCUCUGGUGACCGACCUGCUGAUGAAGAGCAGCCUGACCUACACUCACCUACACAUGCCCACCGCCAAGGACCGCAAACUACAGGAGGGUGACCCCAGCUGGCUCAAGCCCCGUGGAGUGGAGCAGAGAAACGAAGGGCUACGGUGGCUUAGGGAGGACAGGAGGGCUCAGCCAGGAGGGGAUAACCAGCAAGGAGUGGUGUACUUUGCUGAUGACGAUAACACAUACAGCCUGCAGUUGUUUGAGGAGAUGAGGAGCACACAGCGGGUGUCAGUUUGGCCGGUGGGCCUGGUUGGAGGGAUGAAGUAUGAGAGGCCUGUGGUUGAAGGAGGAAAGGUUGUUCGCUUCCAUACCGGCUGGCGUCCCAGUCGGCCCUUUCCGAUCGACAUGGCUGGCUUCGCCGUUUCCCUUAAAUUGGUCCUGGCCAAUCCAGAGGCAUGCUUUGACGGAGAGGCACCAAUGGGCUUGCUGGAAAGCAGCUUCCUUCAGGGACUGGUUACCAUGGAUGAACUGGAGCCCAAAGCAGACAACUGCACUAAAGUGCUGGUGUGGCACACACGGACAGAGAAACCGAAGAUGAAGAGAGAGGAGGCGCUGCAGGCUCAGGGACUGGGUUCAGACCCUGCUGUGGAGGUCUGAGGGAAACACGUGCACAUCAACACACACGCACACACACAUGCACACACAGUGUGUGAUUAUAUUCUGCUGUUAAUGCUGCAUACGUAACUGCAUUGUAAAUACUGUAAACACUAAAGUACAGAAGAGAACCUGGUUUUGAGAGACUGUUACACCCGGUUGUAAAUAUAGACGUGUACCGA
Messenger RNA from Neolamprologus brichardi, 1358 nucleotides. RefSeq names its product beta-1,3-glucuronyltransferase 3 (glucuronosyltransferase I) (gene b3gat3). Gene Ontology annotation, biological process: carbohydrate metabolic process; chondroitin sulfate proteoglycan biosynthetic process. The record is from RefSeq and is a predicted model, not a curated record. Gene Ontology annotation, molecular function: galactosylgalactosylxylosylprotein 3-beta-glucuronosyltransferase activity. Lineage: Eukaryota; Metazoa; Chordata; Actinopteri; Cichliformes; Cichlidae. Gene Ontology annotation, cellular component: Golgi membrane.